AGUUAGUCUUUGGUUACAUCUUACAGAAAAAGCGCUACUGUAAACAUUUUACCAAAUAUGUCGGGAAAAGAUAUUCCAAAAGCCUCGAUUGAAGAAGAUGAAGCCAUUCGUUCAGAAAAGGAGUCCGGAGACGAAGCAUCCACACAAGCGUCUUCCAGAGCGUCAAUACUUUCAGUGCAACGAGUAUCGGAGGUACCUUCCGAGAUCAGACGCCUCUCGAAAUCUGUGACUUUUGACUAUUCUUUUAGCUACGAUUGUAGGCAGCCCUUCAACCUGUGUGUGGCGGACGAGACGACGCUGGUGUUCUAUUCUGGUUGCCUGAUACACAUUUUCGACGUCGUGGACAGGAAAUUCACGUUCAAAAGAAGUUUAAAUGGCAGCGGGAUCGGGCACAUUGCUAAAAACCCAAUGGAGGACCAUCUGGCGGUUGGGGAAAAAUGUGUUAAUCCUCUCAUCAUCAUCUACUCUUGGCCUAACUUUGAAGUCGUAUCAAAGAUGUCUGGAGGAACCACCAGAGCCUACUCACAUCUCGGCUACAGCCCAGACGGAAGUAUGCUGGUGUCCCAGGGGAAGGAGCCAGAUCACCUCAUCACGAUAUGGGAUUGGAAGGAAGCUCAUAUCAUUCUCCGUGUCAAGAGCCACGGGCAGGACGUCUUCAACGCCGAGUUCUCACAGUUUGUCCCCGGCCAGCUUACAUCAAGUGGUUUGGGUCACAUCAAGUUUUGGAAGAUGGCUAAGACAUUUACUGGGCUAAAACUGCAAGGGGAGUUAGGACGAUUUGGUAAAACGGAGAUAUGUGACAUUCUUGGAGUAUGCGCAAUGCCUGACGAAAAGGUGAUCUCGGGAAGUGAAUGGGGAAACCUGCUUGCUUGGGAAGAUAAGCUGAUCAAGCUGGAAGUCAGGCAGAAGGCCAAAGGGAAUUGUCACACCGCUCCAAUUUCACAAAUUCAUUACAAUCCUUUUGCGGAAGACAUCAUCUCUGUCGGUAUGGACGGCUGGAUUAAGAUGUGGACGAGAGCAACCAUCGAUGCUGCCGAUCCUCCAGACGAGGAGGGUUGGUUCCUUGAAAUGCAGCCUCUGCUGGAGCUAGAAGUCAAGGACGAGCUCAGUCAAGCCAAGCUCAUGUCUAUCUGCAAGAAGUCCAGUGAUCCUUUAGACCACGAUUGGUUCGGACAGGAUGCAGACGGAGGAAUCUGGUCGUUGAACCUAUCUCCUGAAGGUAAUGCUCCUGAAAGACUGUUUACUUGUCACUCUGGUGCAGUGGCGGACAUAGCACCCUCUCCCAUCGGCUACUAUGUCGCUUCCUUGGGGUCCAACGGUUGUCUUCUGAUACACGACAUCGUGCAGAUGGAACUGCUCAUCACCAAACGGUUUAAGGCCGCCGGCACCUCCUUGCUAUGGAUGCCAAUCCAUGUGGAGGCCAGUGGCGCCGUGCUGGUGGGCGGGUUCGCUGACGGAAUGGUGCGAAUGUUCGUGGUUAGCUUGCGUGAGUUUCAAAGAGCUCGGCAUUCCAGCAGCAGCUGUGACCCUCAGUUAGAGUUCAUUAAUAUGAUACAGGCGAGUACAAUGAAGGUGAAGGCACAUAAUGCUCCGGUGACAGUGGUAAGCCUGAAUCCCCGUGGCAGCAUCCUUGUUUCUGGCAGCGAGGAUCGCACCUUCUUCAUUUACCAGAUCCUUCCUAAGCGAGAGUACAUCAUUCUCAUCCCCAUUGGCUUUGUGGAGUUGCUGGCGCCUAUCAGCUACAUAACCUGGAGGCCACAUGAGAAGGCAGCAGUGGUAGUCGCCUGCGUGGACGGUACCUUACAUGAGGUGAAUUUGCCCGAACGUCCGUGCUCGAUCAACAGCGCUACCUACAGUCUGCAACUGUACAAGGAAUCACUGUUUUUCAAGGCAGCAGCGGUAGUCGCCUGCGUGGACGGUACCUUACAAGAGGUGAAUUUGCCCGAACGUCCGUGCUCGAUCAACAGCGCUACCUACAGUCUGCAACUGUACAAGGAAUCACUGUUGUUCGUUAUUACAGAAGGCAGCAGCAAGGCAGCAGCGGUAGUCGCCUGCGUGGACGGUACCUUACAAGAGGUGAAUUUGCCCGAACGUCCGUGCUCGAUCAACAGCGCUACCUACAGUCUGCAACUGUACAAGGAAUCACUGUUUUUCGUUAUUACAGAAGGCAGCAGCGGUAGUCGCCUGCGUGGACGGUACCUUACAAGAGGUGAAUUUGCCCGAACGUCCGUGCUCGAUCAACAGCGCUACCGUACAAGGAAUCACUGUUGUUCGUUAUUACAGAAGGCAGCAGCGUUAGUCGGCUGUGUGGACGGUACCUUACAUGAGGUGAAUUUGCCCGAACGUCCGUGCUCGAUCAACAGCGCUACCUACAGUCUGCAACCGUACAAGGAAUCACUGUUGUUCAAGAGCGUCAAGUCGGAGCUGAUCCGCGCAGAGGAGCUGCGGGCCAUCGAGCUCAAGAAACAAGAAAAGCUAGAACGCAAACGAGCGGAACUCACGAAAAUAAAAGCCGACAACCCGAAUCUGGACAUCAACGAAGAACUUUAUUUGAUGGACUCGGACGAAGAACUAGAGUUUCCGCCGCUGUAUUACCCUGAAAAACCCAGUCCUAUCCUGUUUGUGAUUGUGCUACCCAAUGACAACCUGCUGCUGUCCAUGGGCGAUUACGACUGUGGUUAUUUGUAUGAGUAUGCGUUUGGUGUGACCGGACCUGUAAAGAGCGAUCCAGUCCCCAAUGCUUUGAAUAUUCCAAUCCACUGCUACACCUACCUAUGCGAUGGGCAAGUACUGGCACUCGGCCUAGAUAAUGGUAUCGUCCGGUUAGUGCACUGUGAGGACGGAGUAGCAGACAUGACGUUGUACUACGAUCUGCCCAUGCAUGACACAGAGCAGGGUGCCGUGCGCCGGUUAAUGACAAGUAACGACGGUAGUUACCUCUACAGUUGCGGGACCGACGGUAAUAUCUUCAGCUACUCGAUCAAUCGUUGGGGAUUCCUGACUCCCAUAGCGUCCUCUCUGGCGUCGAGACAAGGCUCGAUAUAUGUCUCCGCCUCGAUACCAAGGGAUGUGGUGAUAGACGAAAGUGGGGAGAGUGAACCCAGCCUAGAACAGACGAGGACGAACGCAGAGAAGCUCCUGCAGCUGAAGUUGGCUGAAGGCCGCAAGGAGGAUGUUCGACAGAAGCUGGCAAGCCUAAAGAACGAGUUCGAUUACAUAAUUGACAGAAAUUCCAUGCUGCCUGCAAGCCAGAUCCUGCCUCACUCCACGUUUGAGCUAGACGAGCGUAUCACGGCUGCACUGCGAGACAAGAUAGCCGCAGACAUGGCACUGACCAUGCGCAAGCUCGCGUUCCAAGUGGCGACCGCCCGGCUAUUGGUCAAAAAGAUGCAGAACUACUUCGUCGAUGGAAUCGCCUCUUUGGAUGUCACCGUCCGAGCAAUAAAAAAUGAAGCUCUGCGCAUCAAGGCAUUCACACACAACAAGCUUACUUCGGCGUUUCUCAAUGCAGAAUCAGGAAUGUCUGUUCUACUGGAUGCGAAACCUGUUCUGAGUCAAAUGACCUUGGACACCAGUUCUCGGGGUGGAAGCAGUAUUAUAACCAUGAGCAGACUAUCGGGUGUAGAAUCAAUGCUCAAGUUACAGCCGUACUAUUCCAAGCUCUCGUUGAAAGCGAGGAAAGCGGUGAUUAAAAGCAAUAUGCAGAGAUUGAAACGAGAACGUCGACAACAACAGUGGCAAAACUUUUUGGAAUUGAAGCCCGACAUCAAUGCGGACGACCCUGAAGACGUUAUUAAAUUUGAAUAUGCCUUAGAGAACAUUGGCGAUUUCAAACUGAAAGCAUCGGACACCUACAGAGUUCCUGAGAAAAAACGGGUCAGUCCGGCACAGAAGUACUGGCAGAUGUUGAGCCUUCACAAAGAGAUAUUCCAAACUAAGGAGGCAUUCAACAAGAAGGUAUGCCAGGUGAGAGACUCCAAGAUCGCUCUGGUGCGACGGUUCAAACAGCUCUAUCACGACCUGGACACGAUACAGAAGGAACUGAGCCCCGACCUGAGGAAAGAGAGAUUGCCUGUGCCCAAGUGCUACCUGAAAGAACAAUUGGAAUUUGGUGCCGACCCUCAGAUCUACAACCCAGUUUCGAUACCCUACGAUGAAGAGUACUUUGUAUUGAGGGUUAACCACGAGAAGCCAGCACCCACCACUAUUAGCCGCACUUCGUUGGUGUACUGGAAUCAAUCGCUCACAGCAGACGAACUGAUAACUCUGUCUGAUGAAGAUGACAAAGAGACGCCAUGGGAGUACGAAAUGAGAGUUUUGAGAAUGACAAGAUUGCUGCUGGAACAAGACCAAAUAAUCAAAGAGAUGCAGGACGGUGUCGACCAUUUUGAUUACAUGUUAGAGCAUCUCAGUAUCGACCGCCUCCGGUACGCUCGCGACAUCAAGGUCAUGGAGAUUUAUCAGCUGACGCUGCACCAAGAGCUGAUAGUGAUCAACAGCUACGCAGGACGUGAGCAGGAAAUCACUUCAAGGAUUAACACUGCUGUGGCUUUACGCAAUGACAAACUGCGACAGAAAUUCGUGAUUCAAGAUCAGAUUGAGUCAAAGCAGUCAGAUGUGCAGCUUUGGCAACUGAAGUUGGCAGACCUACAAGAGGAGGUGACUGGAAAACUGGCAAACAACAGAUUUAUUACCUUCCUCAGUCGGCUGUUCAAAAAGAAGAGAGCAGUGAAAAGAAGCGAAGAUUCAGACUCUGAGAGUUCCGAGUCGGACGAUGAGUCGGAUGAGGACUACGACGACGACGAGGAUGAGAAUGCAAUUCCAUUGAAAUUGGACGAUAAUGUCUGCCCUGAAGGCUGCGAUGAGGACCUCUAUAAGGACAUUGUACGCUCCAGAGUUCUCAAGUAUGACGUAGAAGAUUGUAUAACAGAGUUGCGCAAACAGCUGGAUGAACACCAGAAGGAAUUGCAAGUGUGCAACAAGGAGUUGGCCAAGUUGGAGGUGGUUGUGCAGGAGACAAAGAAGGAGUUGGAGAUUCUUCAAUUUGAGAAACAGCAGAAGCUGAACGAUAUCGAGUCUGUGGUGGUGCUCAACCUGAGUCAAUUCAGGCAUUUCGAAACGCCCUCACUACCCGAGGAGGGGCUCGUUCAGAACCCUCUGGUGUUUCACAACGAAAUCCUGUGUACUUUGGCCGGUCGUGUCAACGAACUGGAAAAGGAGACUGAACAAGAGCAGACUAAGAUCAGGCAACUAAAAGCUCUGAUGCAACGACUGGAAGCUCGACGUAAGGAAAUGAAGAAGAUCAAAGCAAACAUGAAGAAGGCUAUUGACGGGGAAAUAUUGAAGAAAUUCGGCGAACUAAUUGAUGUAGAUGAUAUGGAAGAAGCAGUGCUGAAGAAAAUGGUUGCGCAAGCCCGAACUGACUACAUGGUGCAACAAAUUCGAAGGAAAUAUGAUAAAAUCGUUGCAGAAGAAAAGACAAAGCUGUGCGACAGAGAGGACGAACUAUUAAGAGUAGAAAAGGAAAACACAAGACGUCUCCGACUACAAACUAUGCUGGAACAUGAGAUGAUAAGGCUCAAGGACCUGAUGAGGGUGCAGUCUAUCAACAAGGACAAGACAAUAACGGUGGAAGAACUUGAAACUCAUGACAAAGAUUUGAAGCAAAUGGAAGAAGUUCUUAAGGAUCAGUUGGAAGUAAGGAGCCAAUUGCAAGGAGAAAUCAGACAACUGAGAUACAAAUGUACACCUCCUGAGAGGCGGAGACCAGUGGCAAAUGUGUUACCUGAAGAAACCAAAAGCCCUUUCCUAGACUCGGAAACUCUGGAGAAGGAAGAGAUAGAAGUAUCUAUGGACAUAGAUUUUGAUGAGGUGAAAGCAAAGAGGAGUCCUCGAUUGUCAACUGAAGACAAUGAAGAAUUGGAGGAAAAGGAAGCUGCAGGUGUAGAGAUGCCAACGGAAACAGUUGUGAUUAUUGAUAACGUCCUACAGAGAUUGGCAUCUGGAUCUUCUGCCUACGAUGUGGCAGUGUCCUUAGUAGAUGAUUUGUUGAGCUUUCCAGGACAAGGUAGUGCACAUAGACACCCAUCAGCAUUUGACUAUGCAUUGAAACUUGUGGAGGAACUGGUGCUUAUCACCACCAAAGUUGAUACAGGGGAUGUGGAGAAUGUGGAAUACUUGGCUGGAGAUCUGUUAAAGAUUGCUCAAGAAGAAGAAGAAAACCUGGACGCUGUUGAGUUUGAAGAUGACAUUACUGAUGGUUAGCUUGAAACUGAUUUAUCUUCUGGAAGUUUAUAUUGUUCUGUUUUAUUAUACCAAUGUUCAUAAAAAAUAAAGAAAUGUUAAAGAUUAGG
This is a messenger RNA of Homalodisca vitripennis (glassy-winged sharpshooter), 6353 nucleotides long. Its product is annotated as cilia- and flagella-associated protein 44-like. Lineage: Eukaryota; Metazoa; Arthropoda; Insecta; Hemiptera; Cicadellidae. The record is from RefSeq and is a predicted model, not a curated record. The transcript is spliced from 31 exons. Bases 58 to 6264 code for a protein of 2068 amino acids. Gene Ontology annotation, molecular function: protein binding.